Messenger RNA from Somion occarium, 1919 nucleotides. The record is from the annotation of a GenBank genome assembly. NCBI's taxonomy places the organism in Eukaryota, Fungi, Basidiomycota, Agaricomycetes, Polyporales, Cerrenaceae.
GUCUCUUGCGAACUCCGUUGACGACAUGUUGCCUACUCGAAGUCUCAAGGUGAUCUUAAAGGUAGCAAAGCAUAAUGAACAUGUUGGAUGCCAUUCCAGUUGAAGACUGGCGGUCGGCUUCCGAGACCUGAAUUCCAUUCUUCCCCCUCUUCGUCUUGCCUAAACCCCGGAUGUAUCCGUUUGAUAGCAUCUGAUCUGCGCACAUCUCAAUAUGUUGUCGCCGGUCAGGAUGUCCCCGUGUUCUGCACGCGUUUGUGGCAUGCCAUUAGUACGGCGCUGUCAUGACCUUACCAUUAGAUUGGCAUGGUCUUGAACCUUUUCAUGCCACUUUCCUCUCCACUUCCUCACAAGAUAUAGGACGUUUUCCCCCAGACAUUUAUAUGGAUAAUGACAUUCGACACGCAACGCUUCAGAGUGUGAAGCAACUUCGUCAUGAUCGUGAAACGACAUUCGCAGAAUUCACCUCUCUUUCACAAGAGUUGAGCACAUGCGCGAAAGAGGCACGCCUGUAUUGCAUGCCCGGCACCGCUCAGCAAGUGGAUAGACUCGUGAAUACCUGGGCCACAUACUCGCAGUCGUAUACUCGCAUUAUAUGGCGCUCGCGGCGUAUUGCAGAGAGAGCCGGGCAAACUGCUCAAGCCUUCAUAUCCUUCAUCUUGCAACUCACAGACCAGGGCGCCGUCUCGAGAUCGGCGGCCGACGAAAUUCAUCGAUACAAACAGACCAUCGCGAGAGAUAAUGCACGUUCGCGGGACCUCGUUGAUGACAUACUGGCUCUGCAAAGGGAUGUUGAUACUUUUUACGGUCGCUGGCAAAGUGUCUUCAGUCAUCCCGAAUAUGAAAGGACCACUACAUCGAAGCGCUUGGAUCGCAUGUUGACCAGCAUUCGAACGAAGCUUUCAGGCGUGCGCGAUACAAUUGGCCGAAUAACUACAGCCUCAGCUUGCGGCAGUGAUAGCACAAUUUAUGCCUAUUCAGACGAUAGUUCUACGAAUUUGUUACAGGAACCUCAACCAGAUGAGCCUUUUGUUCACAUCGAUGCUCAGGCAACUGCCUUUGCCAAUCUGGCAAAGCAUUUUGGGAUCAUUGCGUCUGUCUGGAUUUCCGUUCCGGCUGACCUUCAUGUCAUUGACAAUCUCAUAGGGACUUACGUUGGCACUCCCGAUAAGCCAUACAUGGCGCCGGCUUUACAAGCUCGUUUGGAUCGGAUGCAUGACGCAUACGCAUUUCUUGCGGAGCUUUUCUCCACGUAUCAGCGUUCUGUGAACAAUCGAAGUCCUGUUUUCAAGCGAGGAUGAACUGUGUCGACAGUUCUGUACUUAUUCACAACAGCAGGCAGUUUAAGAAUCGUAAUAAUAGUACUACUGCUACAAACGAAGUCCGUCCAUCGAAAGGCUCAGCCAGCCAGCCGACACGGAAUGAAGCAGAGGUCAUAAUAUAUAUGCAUAGGCUAACGCUCACUGUUUAGCUAGAACAAUCCAACGACAGGCGCGAUGACGUAUCCUUCAACCAGUGACGAAAUUCUUGAACUCUUUGUGCAAUAUCCUCCUGAAAAGAGUCAGAUGGGCAGCUUAUCAAACAGCCCCUCAUGCUCACCUCGUCGCUAUCCAGAAUAAACAACUCCAUCUUGCCGAGUGCCUCCGAUGCCUAUAGAAGUAGCAGAUUCGAAGACUUGCCAUUAAUGCAUCCAAAUUUUUUACCAAAUCGUUGUUGUGAUGACGCGAGUCGCCAUCUUCUGUCGAUCCGAAGUUCAGAUUCUUGAUGCUGCUUAUGGAAAUUAAAUCGCUUACGGGGUUCUGGGUUCAGGGUAUUGUAUGGCUUCUGGUGGAUUGCGGAGACUAUUUUCCCAGCGUUGUAAUUGUCCGUAUGAGCGGUCUUCGACGUACGACCCUGAAAGAAUAAAUGGUCGGUUCUUCUGU